Cotesia glomerata is the source of this 1799-nucleotide messenger RNA. Its product is annotated as dipeptidase 1-like. Lineage: Eukaryota; Metazoa; Arthropoda; Insecta; Hymenoptera; Braconidae. Gene Ontology annotation, molecular function: metallodipeptidase activity. Gene Ontology annotation, biological process: proteolysis. The record is from RefSeq and is a predicted model, not a curated record. The transcript is spliced from 7 exons. Bases 250 to 1728 code for a protein of 492 amino acids.
GAACAAAAAAAAGCUAAAUUUUUUUCGUACAAUGAUCAAUAUAUAUGGGCCAUCAAGCGCUUGCGUAGAUAAUGCCUAUGAACAUAAUAAACGCGGUUUUAGUAUUUAGAGGGUAGUAGGAAGAUCGACACAAGAGGAAGUGGUAGAUAAAGUAAGGGUUAGCAAGGACAGGGGAGGAGAGUGAGGUGAAUUGAAUAAGAGAGAAAGCUUAACGCAAUUUCACUCUUAAAAUAGUAAAGCCAUAAGACAAUGUUUGAGUUGUAUGGGGUGAGCAGAGAUGGUAUGGUUUUUCACUCUCCACCUCCUAGACGAAAAGACGUUGACAUACUUGAAACAUGUCUCCAGUUAUCUUCACCAGAGUUAAUGAGGAAAUUGCCAAACGGUGACACUUUGCAUCACCUCAAAAAUAAUUCACGAAUCUCUACUUUAGUUGCUGAGAAAGACAAAGAACCAACGCGAGAACGAGGACAUAGCACAGGAAGACGUUGGCUCGUAAUGUGUGGAGUAUUUUUUCUAGGAUGUGCAUUGGUAGCCGGAGUAGGUUUACCUUUAGCUCUGGAGCUACGUAGUUCCCAUUUACUCGAAGCAAGACUUCAAGUAGUGAAAAGAAUAUUGAGCGAAACUCCUUUGAUAGAUGGUCGCAAUGAUUUUGCUUGGAAUCUUCGGAAGCAUCACGGUACCCGUCUCCGAAAUUUCCCAUUUGAUAAAGACUUAUCUUUGAACUCCAGUUUUAAUAAUUACUGGCAGACUGAUUUAGUGAGACUGUAUCGAGGUAAUAUGGGAGCACAAUUUUGGUCAGCUUACGUUCCUUGUGAGUCUCAAUUUUUGGACGCCGUUCAAUUAACUCUUGAACAAAUAGAUAUUGUAAGAAGAUUGACGAACAAGUAUCCAACGAGGAUGAGACUCGUUACUUCAAGUAAAGAAUUGGAGCAAGCACACAAAGAUGGUGUGCUUGCCAGUCUUGUUGGUAUUGAAGGUGGUCACAGUAUUGGAGCUUCAAUGGCUGUGUUACGAAGCUUUCAUUUACUUGGCGCACGAUAUAUGACAUUGACACAUAAAUGUAAUACACCGUGGGCCGACUCUUCAUCAGUUGAGGAUCCAAAUGAAGACGCACCGCUUGAUUUUCACAGUGACGGUCUGUCAAGCUUUGGUAAAUCAGUUGUGAAAGAAUUAAAUCGAUUGGGAAUGCUCGUAGAUCUUUCUCAUGUUUCUAUUCGCACGAUGAAAGAGACGCUGUCGAUAACCAAAGCUCCGGUAAUAUUUUCUCACAGUGCUGCUCGAGCACUUUGCAAUUCUUCCAGCAAUGUUCCUGAUGACGUACUUAGAAACUUGUCAUUGAACGGAGGUCUGGUGAUGAUAAGCUUCGACAGUGCUCAUCUCAGUUGCAAAAAUGAAACCUCUAUGCACGAUGUAAUAGCGCACAUAAAUCAUAUUCGAAGAACCGCAGGGGUUAAUCAUGUAGGUCUUGGUGCUGGAUACGAUGGUAUAAUGAGUCCACCAGCAGAACUUCCUGAUGUCUCUGGCUAUCCUUUAUUAUUGGCUGAAUUAACGCGGGAUCGUCAGUGGUCUGCAUCAGACAUAAAGAAACUCGUGGGUGGAAAUUUGAUUAGAAUAAUGAAAGAAGCUGAAAACCAUGCCGCUUCUUUGUCCAAUCAGUCGCCAAACGAAGAGUGGAUACCUCAAGAGCUCAUCGAGGACACAUCUUAUUGUCGUUAUCACGAUGAAUAAUUUUUUUGAAAAUAAAUCAUUACUUAUCAAUUAUAUUCUGUAAAAAAAUAAAUAUAAUUUUUAGAUUAGUC